This is a messenger RNA of Tetrahymena thermophila SB210, 1506 nucleotides long. Its product is annotated as MFS transporter. Gene Ontology annotation, biological process: transmembrane transport. The transcript has 7 exons. Gene Ontology annotation, cellular component: membrane. The record is from RefSeq and is a predicted model, not a curated record. Gene Ontology annotation, molecular function: transmembrane transporter activity. Lineage: Eukaryota; Ciliophora; Oligohymenophorea; Hymenostomatida; Tetrahymenidae.
AUGAGUAUUUUUAACGAUGACCACAAUAACCAUAGUGUGAAAGAAGAUUAAAAGCUCUUGCUUUCCCAUCACCAAAUUGAUCCUUCUUUAAUUGAUUAGAAGAAGAGUCAUAACCAUUUGAUUUAAUUCAAAGUAUACAACUAUAGGUACAUAAACUUAGCUGUUUUUAUCAUUAGUGCUCUUGCCAAUAAUUUAAUUGUAUAGACAACAACUCCUAUUGUUAAUAUCUUGAAUACGAUAUAUCCUAGUUAUAGUAAGUAAGUCAUAUCUCUAUGUGCACUCGUUUUCUACGUUUCCCAUCCUCCUAUGGCUUUUGUCAGCAACUACAUCAUUGAAUAAAAAGGAUUAAAGUUUGGUAUUACUUUUGGUGCUAUUUUGAUGAUUAUUGGAACAGGAUUGAGAUGCUUAGUAAAUCAAGGUUUCUUCUUUGUUAUUAUUGGAUAAUUCAUUAAUGCUGUUGGAAAUUGCUUCAUCACUAACUCACCUGCUAAAGUAGCAGCAAAUUGGUUCUAUCCCAAAGAUAGACCUGCAGUUACUGCUAUUGGAACUUUUGCCGUCUUAGCUUCUGGAGCAUUAGGUAUCGUUAUUCCCUCAAUUUUUGUCAGUGAAUCAAAUAACACAGAAAGUGAUGUCUUUAACCUUAUGCUUGCUGAAUUCAUUAUUGUAGCUGCUAUCAUGGUCUUGAACAUUUUCUUUUUCAGAGCUGAACCACCUACUCCUCCUAGUUAUGGUGCUAUGCAAAAGAAGGAAAAUUUUAAGCAAUCAAUCAAGAGUUUAUUCACUAAUGUAAAUUAUUUGCUCCUCUUAGGUUUCCUCACCUUAGUUUUGGGUACUGUCAACUCUUAUUUUGUUACUAUCAGUUUACUCAUAGCUCCUUUUGGUCACACUGCUCUUGAUGCAAGUUUGUUGAGUGUUUUUUCUACAGCCUUUGGAUUCUUCGGAAGUAUCGCAGGUGCUAUUGUUUUGAAGAUUACAAGAAAAUAUAAGCCUAUUAUGUUCAUAGGAACUUUAGUAGCUUCAAUUAUGCUUCUUGUUAAUUUAGCCCUUCUCACUUAGUCAGGAGAUGGAUUUAAGUGGACUGCUUUUGUUGUAUCUGGUUUAUCAGCUUUCUUCUGUUAUCCUGUUUUCUCAACAGUCCUCGAAUUCGGUUGUGAAAUAGCCUUCCCCGUUGGUGAAGCAAGUAUUGCAGGUUAUUUAUUGGCAGGAAGUUAAAUUUUCGGCUUUUUCCUUGGUUUGAUUAUGACUGAUGUUAUUGAUGGUAAAUCACAAGAAAGAAGUUAUAUUGGUGGUAUUGUAUAUUUAGGUCUUGUAUUCUUGAGUCUUAUUCCUCUUUCAUUCACCAAGUAAGAUUUGAGAAGAUCUUAAAAGGAAAUCGAAGGAACUCUUAUCAACAACCCCAUUCCUUCAGAAGAACUUGCAAAAGAAAUUAAAGAAAACUAUGUCAUCGAUAAUAAUACAAGCAAAAUUAUACAAGAAGAAAUUAAACACUUUUAGAGUUAAUGCUGA